Pyrgilauda ruficollis (rufous-necked snowfinch) is the source of this 1395-nucleotide messenger RNA. Its product is annotated as ammonium transporter Rh type B-like. The record is from RefSeq and is a predicted model, not a curated record. Lineage: Eukaryota; Metazoa; Chordata; Aves; Passeriformes; Passeridae. The transcript has a single exon. Bases 1 to 1395 code for a protein of 464 amino acids. Gene Ontology annotation, cellular component: plasma membrane. Gene Ontology annotation, molecular function: ammonium channel activity. Gene Ontology annotation, biological process: ammonium transmembrane transport; ammonium homeostasis.
AUGGCUGUGCCACCCUCCACCUAUCCCCGUCGCCUCCUGCCCCUCUUCCUGGGGCUUUUCCAAGGCGCCCUGCUCCUCUUCUUUGCCCUCUUCGUCACCUAUGAUGAGCCCUCGGCGCAAGGGGAGGAUACCAACUUGGUGGCCAACAAGGUCUACAGCACCUUCCCCUUCUUCCAGGACAUCCAGGUGAUGCUGGUGGUGGGGCUGGGACUCCUGCUGACCUUCCUGCCCCGCUACGGCUUUAGCACCCUCACCCACAACUUCCUCCUGCUCAACUUCUCCAUGCAGUGGGCACUGGUGCUGCAGGGCCUGCUCCACCACUUCCACCAUGGCCAGAUCCACCUGGACCUCCACAAACUCCUCAUCUCUGUGUUCGCUGCUGUGACAGUGCUCAUCUCCGUGGGGGCCAUCCUGGGGAGGGCCAGCCCCUGCCAGCUGCUCGUCAUGGCCACCUGUGAGAUCCCCAUCUACCUUGCCAGCGAGUGGGUCAUUGUCACCUGUCUGGGCGUUCUGGAUGUGGGCGGCACCAUCACCAUCCACGUCUUCUCCUGCUAUUUUGGCCUUGGCGUGUCCAAGGCUCUCUUCAGGGCAACACAGCAGCCACUGCACCCCAAGGAGAUCCCAACAACCAGCUCUGACCUCAUGUCCCUGGUGGGGACACUCAUCCUCUGGGUUUUCUGGCCCAGCUUCGUGGCUGUCCCCUGCCAACCUGGCGAUGCCCAGCACCGUGCCAUCCUAAACACCCUCCUGGCCAUGAGUGCCGGUGCCAUAACCACCGUGGUGGCCUCCAGCCUGCUGAAGAGGGACGGCAAGCUCAGCCCCGGCCACCUGCAGAACGGCAGCCUGGCCGGCGGGGUGGCGAUCGGCGUGGUGGCCGACAUGGCCAUGCCACCAGUGGCCGCUCUUGCCCUGGGCAGCCUCUCAGCCCUGGUGUGUGUCCUCGGCUUCAGGUUCCUCACCCCGCUCCUGGCGAGGAAACUCACCGUCCAUGACCAGUGCGGCAUCCACAACCUCCACGGCUUGCCCGGCAUCCUCGGCGCCGCAGCCAGCGUCGUGGCCGUCCUGGUGGCACCCAAGGACACCUCCGGGUCGCAGCCCUCUCAGCUGUCCCCCACUGGGGGCAAUGCCAGCGGGGUGGUGGAGGGACAGUGGGGGGGCCGGGGGGUGGGCGGGCAGGCGCUGUGCCAGGCUGCGGGGCUGGCGGUGGCCGUCGGUGCCCCGCUGCUCGCCGGGCUGCUCACCGGUGCUGCCCUGCGGCUGCCCUGCCUGGCCCGGCCGCCCGAACGGCUCUGCUUCGAUGACUCGCUGUAUUUUAAGAUCCACGAUCAGACUGAGAGCCCGGGGCCGGAUAGCAGCGCUGAGGAAGGUGCCCUGGCUCUGAAGGAGCAGGUUUAG